CCGCGCAGCCAAUGGGGGCGGGCCGUGCCGCAGGCGGCGGCGGCGGGCUCGGGCUGCACCGUGCGGCCGCCACCAUGCCCGAGUGCCCGGAGCUGCACCUGGCCGGGCGCUUCGUCAACGGGGCCUGCGGAGCGCUGGUGUUCGCGGGCGGCGUGGAGCGCUCGGCCGUGGGCCGCGGCCCCGAGGUGCCCUUCCGCAGCGAGGCCUACGGCAUCUCGGCCGUCGCCCGCGGCAAGGAGCUGCGGCUGACGCUGAGCGCGCUGGACCGCGCCGCCGGCCCCCCCGCGCAGGACCUGGUGUUCCGCUUCGGCAUGUCGGGGUCGUUCCGGCUGUGCCCCGCCGCCGAGCUGCCCCGCCAUGCCCACCUGCGCUUCCUGACCCGCGAGAGCCCCCCCCGCGCCCUCUGCUUCGUGGACCCCCGGCGCUUCGGGUCCUGGCGCCUGGGGGACGCCUGGCAGCCGGAACGCGGGCCCUGCGUCGUCUCCGAGUACCAGGCCUUCAGGGAGAAUGUGCUGAAGAACCUGGAUGACAGGGCUUUUGACAAGCCCAUCUGUGAGGUCCUCUUGAACCAGAAGUAUUUCAAUGGAAUUGGGAAUUACCUGCGUGCUGAGAUCCUGUACAGACACUGGAAGUGCCAGAAGCCAGGCAUCAGGCUGCUGUGUAACUCUCUCAGGUUGAAGAUCCCUCCCUUUGAAAAAGCUCGGACCGUGCUGGAGGCCCUGAAGGAGCAGGAGCAGGAGAGGAGGAAGAAGGAUCCUUCCCUGACGCUGAGCAAGAAGGUGAAGCUGAGGCAGGAGAACCCAGAUCUCCUGGAGCUGUGCCACAGCGUGCCCAUGGAGGUCAUCAUGGCAGAGAAGCAGCUCCUGGACCCCGAGCACCCAGAUUAUUACGCCACCUUUAAGAACUGGCUGCAGUGUUACUUGGUGCCUGGCAUGAGCUCCCUGCGUGACCACAAUGGCAGGACCAUAUGGUUCCAGGGAGAGCCUGGCCCCAUGGCUCCCAAAGGGCAGAGACCCCGCAAGACGCCCCGCAAGAAGAGCCCUCAGCUGAAGGCAGAGCCCGAGGCAGCGAGCCCCGAGGUCACCCCACGUGCCUCGAAGCAGCGCCGCAGGGCUGCAGCAAAACCCCUGAAGUCAGAGGAGAAGGAGGAGGAAGAGCAGGCUGACGGGCCAAGGAAGGGACGUGCUCGUGGGAGGAGGACAGUGGCUGCUGCUCCAGCCUCGCCUGAGGUGCCUCAGAGUGUCAGAAGAAGCCGCCGGCUAUCUGCUCACAGGGGCAGAGGUGCAGCCCCUGCCGUGUGACUGUCACCUGCUGCCACCUCCUGGGGGGCAUUUAAGGGCCAAGAGGAGCUCAGGCAGGGCCUGGCCACAGACCAGGGUUAGUGCUAGUGAAAACAGAGCUGCUCCCUCCCUGUGCUCACAAUUGUUUGCUACCGUGGCAUCCUGCCACUGUGGGAGGGAGAAGCUGAGCCUGGUGAUGGGACUUUUCCUGUUUCCACAGGCAUUUCAGGGGAAAAAGGGCCAGGACCACGUGUUGUGCUGGACUCUGACUCUUCCCUCUCCCUCUUCCCUUUCUAGCUGCUGAUUAAAUCACUGUUUUUAGCUGACUAAUAAAGUAUUUUGUGUAGAAA
Molecule: messenger RNA, 1630 nt
Organism: Passer domesticus (house sparrow)
Lineage: Eukaryota; Metazoa; Chordata; Aves; Passeriformes; Passeridae
Gene: NEIL1
Product: nei like DNA glycosylase 1
Exons: 9
Coding region: 12-1301 (429 amino acids)
Biological process (GO): base-excision repair
Cellular component (GO): nucleus
Molecular function (GO): DNA-(apurinic or apyrimidinic site) endonuclease activity; DNA N-glycosylase activity; nucleic acid binding
Source: RefSeq, a predicted model, not a curated record